Messenger RNA from Salvelinus namaycush (lake trout), 717 nucleotides. RefSeq names its product protein phosphatase 1 regulatory subunit 12A-like. The coding region runs from base 24 to 710 and encodes 228 amino acids. Gene Ontology annotation, cellular component: A band; Z disc; cytoplasm. The record is from RefSeq and is a predicted model, not a curated record. NCBI's taxonomy places the organism in Eukaryota, Metazoa, Chordata, Actinopteri, Salmoniformes, Salmonidae. The transcript is spliced from 4 exons. Gene Ontology annotation, molecular function: protein binding; phosphatase regulator activity; enzyme inhibitor activity.
CUACCCGGGAGAGACCGAGGAAGAUGGCGGCGACUGAUCGUUCCCGAUCCGAAGCUGCAAAGCAGCGUAGGCAGGAUCAGUUACAGCGAUGGCUAGGCUCGGAAACCGAUCAGACGGGACCGGGGACGCGGGACGGGUCGACGGGAACCGGGACGCGGAGGGCCCGGGUUCGGUUCGCUCAGGGUGCCGUGUUUAUGGCAGCCUGUUCGGCCGGGGACAGAGAGGAGGUAGCGUUACUCCUACGACAGGGCGCUGACAUCAACCACGCCAAUAUAGACGGACUGACUGCGCUUCAUCAGGCGUGUAUAGAUGAGAAUGCAGAGAUGGUCCAGUUCCUGGUGGAGAGUGGGAGUGAUGUGAACAGGGGGGACAAUGAGGGAUGGACUCCCCUCCACGCUGCUGCCUCCUGCGGGUUCAUACAGAUCACCAAGUACCUGAUAGAGCACGGUGCACGUGUGGGGGCGGUGAACAGUGAAGGAGAGCUUCCUCUGGAUGUGGCCACUGAGGAUGCUAUGGAGAGACUGCUGAAGGGAGAGAUCAGGAAACAAGGGGUGGAUGUAGAUCUGGCGAGGAGGGAAGAGGAGCGGGUGAUGCUGGCAGAUGCCAACGAGGUGCUGGCAGGCAGUGGCAUGCUGACACCUCACCCCAACACCAAGGCCACAGCGCUGCAUGUGGCCGCGGCCAAGGGCUACAUAGAAGUCAUGAAGUGAGUCAGGU